GAGGCCACAGGGGGCGAUGUAUUACUGUGACGUAUGAAAGCUAACGACGUCGAUAGCAAUGGAGACAAGUCUGGUUAUAACACCAUAACAUUUCUGUCACUGUGUAACGCUAUAGCAGUUAACCGGUUUCAUUUUAAGCAUGUUACGGACAUUGUGUCAGACUGGCGGAUUCGUUUUUAAGAACUCCCAGCGGACGGCGCCCAGACUUUGUAUCACACCGAUCCAGCAACGAUGGGCCUCCCGCUUACCCAUGAACACCGUGGUGCUGUUUGUGCCGCAGCAGGAGGCCUGGGUGGUCCAGAGGAUGGGUCGCUUUCACCGCAUCCUGCAGCCUGGACUGAACUUUCUCAUUCCCAUACUUGACCAAGUUCGCUAUGUGCAAAGCCUUAAAGAGAUUGUUAUUGACAUUCCUGAGCAGUCAGCUGUGUCCCAAGAUAACGUGACUCUCCAAAUAGACGGGGUCCUUUUUUUGAGAAUCUUGGACCCUUUUAAGGCCAGUUAUGGUGUGGAGGAUCCAGAAUAUGCUGUGACUCAACUCGCUCAGACCACAAUGCGCUCAGAACUGGGCAAACUCACGCUGGAUAAAGUAUUCAGGGAAAGGGAGUCUCUCAAUUCCAACAUGGUCCACUCCAUCAACCAGGCGUCAGACGACUGGGGAAUCCGCUGCCUGCGUUAUGAGAUCAAAGACAUUCAAGUUCCUCCUCGUGUUAAAGACUCCAUGCAGAUGCAGGUGGAAGCCGAGCGCAAGAAGAGAGCCACGGUCCUGGAGUCUGAAGGGACGCGAGAAGCAGACAUCAACAUCGCAGAGGGUCGGAAACAGGCCCAAAUCCUCGCCUCAGAGGGAGAGAAGGCCGAGCAGAUAAACAAAGCAGCCGGUGAGGCCCAAGCUGUGUUAGCCAAAGCGGGAGCCAAAUCCAAGGCCAUUCGUCUGCUGUCGGAGGCUCUGGCCGAACAGAACGGAGGCGCGGCGGCCUCGCUGAGCGUCGCCGAACAGUACGUCUCCGCGUUCUCCAACCUCGCCAAAGAGUCCAACACGGUCCUUCUGCCCUCCAACACCGGGGACGUCAGUGGAAUGGUCGCACAGGCCAUGAGCAUUUACAGCAGGCUGGCCCAACCGAGUCCAAAGGAGCGCACGGAGACGGAGGCGGGCGAACCCAAUGACGAGGCUGCGGCCCCGGCGACGCCGGCCCAGUAGCCGCGAACGCCGUUAAACGCUCAGACUGCAGAGAGAAGGAGGUUUUCCACCUUAAUGGAGCACAAUGGCCCCGCUGUGUGCACGCUGCGCAUGUGGCAAAGGACGCCCUGUCUUCUGCAGGAGACAGGAUGUCGUGACGAGGGAGCGGCGCCGGAUGAAGGGAGACGACGAUGCUGAGGAGGCGCAGCCGAGAAAAAAAGAGGACCUGAGUCACGGAUUAUGUCUCUUGUGUUGGUGUUUACUGCCUCUUAUGUUGUGUAGAAAAUUAAAUAUUUUUUCGAACUAAAUUGUUUUUGCUUUCUGCAUUGAAGCCUUUUAGAACUGAAAUUCUCUAUAAUAAUGUUUGUUAAUUUGUUAGCGGGCGACUGGAAAAAAACUAAAUAGCUAGUAGUUGUACAACAUGUGAGAUCCACGUGGCACCUGUAGCCCACCUCACAUGGAGCACUGGAGAAAGCAAUGACUGGAAUGUGGAUUUGGGUUGCACAGAUUUCAACACAAAGCGUACUGCAAGCAGACACUUGCCACCGUGCGUGUGUGUGUGUGUGUGCGUGCGUGCGUGGGGGUUGUGCCGUCAUUAAUCCUUGAAAAAAAAAAAAAGAAAAGAAAAGGCUGGCAGCGACUGGCCCAAAAAUCGGAUGUUUUCUCAUUCGAUCUCUUCCCAGACACUCCUCCUUCUCCUUCCUCGUCGGCCUGCUGUCUCCUCUUUCAUUUCUCAUCCACCCGUCCAUCUUCCCCAUAACUCAUAGUUGUCGGUAACUGGUUUUCCUCGAGAGAAAUGGAGAAAAAAGAAAAACAAAUCUUAAUACAGAGAAAGCUCCAACCUCCUCUCACCCUCACCCUCCUCAGACACACACCCCCACAGCCUUGGGCCAAUGUAGUUAAGGUGGUAUGCAAAGUUUG
Molecule: messenger RNA, 2095 nt
Organism: Pungitius pungitius (ninespine stickleback)
Lineage: Eukaryota; Metazoa; Chordata; Actinopteri; Perciformes; Gasterosteidae
Product: stomatin-like protein 2, mitochondrial
Exons: 10
Coding region: 140-1195 (351 amino acids)
Biological process (GO): mitochondrion organization
Cellular component (GO): mitochondrion; membrane
Source: RefSeq, a predicted model, not a curated record